UAAAAUAGUGUAUAACAGAUGUAACUUCUAAAAAUUAAUUGCGAAAAAUUAUUAAUUUAAACACAUGUUUAUUUUUAGAAACUUUUGUCCAACUAGAUUUGGAAUUCAGCCCACUGUGCGGCGUCCACAGUGCAAAAAAUAGAUUAAAGCAUUUUCCAGAAAUUGUUGGAGACAAUAUAAAAUUAAAUAGCCAUAGCCUCGCAUUUUCCUUAAUGCUAUAUAAAUUAAUGUUCAUAUGUGCUACCAUAUGCACAUUUAAAGGUAUUAAAUAAUGGGAAACAUAUUUUAAAAUAAUAAAUUGUAUAUAUUUAAAUCAUAGCAAAUAUAUCUGAGCGAGAGUGGAUCGAGUGGGUGGUAAUGUUAUGAAACAGUUUACCUAAAAAUAAAUAUGGUACACAGAGAAAUAUUUCACUUGUGAGCCAUUUUAAAGAAAAUGAAAAGUUUAUUGCUAAUAAGGUGAAAAAACAUAUUCAUUUGUUAUAUAUAUACAUUGCGUAUGUAUGUACUUAAGAAUUACUGAUAUUAUUGAGAGCGUUCUAUCCUUGCAUCGUGCCAAUGCUUUGAAGAAGAGACAUUUUUAGCACAGGGAUCAUGGGAAUAGUUCUAAAUUUUUAUAUUCACUGAAUUUCGACUAAGUGCUAUUUUCCGAAAAAAUAUUAACAAACAAUCCAGUGAUAAAAUUGCAUAUCUAGAUUUAUGAUAUAAGCAUACAUACUUAUGUACAUAUGUAUAUAUUAUAUUUAUAGCUGCAUAUACUAAAAUAUUUGUGUUGAUUUGUACGUAUAGAAGCAUGUAAACACAUUUUCAGUCAUAUGUUUAUACAUUUUUGCAGAUAUGCAUAAGUACUUGAUUGUCAAGUCUUUCCUGUAUUUGUUCGUUUCCCUCAAAAGAGAGACUGCCUCAAAGUGCGAUCUCCUGCACUUUCCUAACGAGUCGCCCAGUGGUCGGAGUCAUGAAAUAGUAUCAAGAAGUGAAUAUACAUAUUUACAUGGCUAUGUGUAUUUACAUACAUAUGGUGCCGUAAAGAUACAAAUAGUGAAUUGUACGUUUUCAUCUUCCUACCACUGAAACAAUUUGGAGUUGGCAUUGCUCUUUAAUUUCUCGGUUAGUUUCGCCGCCCACCCACACAUUUUCGGUAUUUUAUAUCAUAUUUACAUGUAGGCAAACAUGUAGAUAUUUAUAUAUGUGUGUAGAUGUGUACAUUUGCGAAAACAAAAUAGCAUCUACAUAUCUUGUUUGAAGCACUUCAUAUUCUCACAAGUACGAGUAUUUUACUCGUUAUACCGUUUGUUUACUUGGAAAUAAGCAUACAAAGGUAUGCACCUUCAUAUGUACAUAUAUAUAUAUCUAUAUAUAUAUAUAUAUAUGUAUAUUCACAUAUUCGUGGAUAAAACUGUAUGAACGAGUAUAAUUGAGCAUCGGUAAGAUUGCGUUGCGGUUACAGCGCGAUUUUCAUUGCUUUGGGGCGCAGUUUGUCCAAACGCAGAUCAUUGGCGCAACAUUAGUUUUGAGUUGGCUACCAACGCGAGCGGGUCAUUCUCUUUUCAAGCGAAACAUUUAAUAUUAAGCAUACUCCGAACGAAUUAAAGUACUUUAAGAACGCCCAUCUUACAUCCUUCUAAGUUUCAACCUUAAAUAAUAAAAUUUACAUGAUUUUGCUAAUUGGAACAAAUCAACAAUUCUAGAAACGAAAUACAAACAAUUAUUAUACAAAAACCUUCGAUACGAAAUUUAACGGAUAAUAACUGUAAAGAAAGCAACAUGAUGAUGGAGAACGGACUCUCCAUGGAGUAUGGAGAUGGCUAUAUGGAGCAGGAGGAAGAAUGGGAGCGAGAAGGACUUUUAGAUCCCGCGUGGGAGAAACAACAGAAGAAGACAUUUACGGCGUGGUGCAAUAGUCAUUUGCGCAAAGCUGGCACAUCUAUUGAUAAUAUUGACGAGGAUUUCCGUAAUGGAUUGAAGUUGAUGUUGUUGUUGGAAGUUAUUUCCGGUGAAACUUUGCCAAAACCCGAUCGAGGCAAAAUGCGCUUCCAUAAGAUCGCGAAUGUCAAUAAGGCGCUGGACUUCAUCGCAUCGAAAGGUGUGCACUUGGUAUCGAUUGGCGCUGAAGAAAUUGUGGAUGGCAAUCUGAAGAUGACUUUGGGCAUGAUUUGGACCAUCAUUUUACGUUUUGCUAUUCAGGAUAUUUCCGUUGAAGAGAUGACUGCUAAAGAAGGCUUGCUGCUAUGGUGUCAACGCAAAACUGCUCCCUAUAAGAACGUCAAUGUUCAAAACUUCCACCUUUCAUUCAAGGACGGUUUAGCAUUCUGCGCCUUGAUUCACCGUCAUAGGCCUGACUUGAUUGAUUAUUCCAAACUCUCCAAAGACAAUCCAUUGGAAAAUCUCAACACUGCCUUUGAUGUUGCAGAGAAAUAUCUCGAUAUUCCAAGGAUGUUGGAUCCAGAUGAUUUGAUCAACACUCCAAAGCCGGAUGAACGCGCUAUUAUGACUUACGUGUCCUGUUAUUAUCAUGCUUUCCAGGGAGCUCAACAGGUUGGAAAUGUGACGCAUGUACCCGAACCCACAAGACAAUACACCUACGUCCCGAAUUACAAUGCGGAAACUGCAGCUAACCGUAUUUGCAAAGUGCUCAAGGUGAAUCAGGAAAAUGAGCGUCUUAUGGAGGAGUAUGAACGGCUAGCCAGCGAUCUUUUGGAGUGGAUACGCCGCACCAUGCCAUGGCUAAACUCUCGCCAGGCAGAUAAUUCUUUGGCUGGUGUUCAAAAGAAAUUGGAGGAAUACCGUACUUAUCGCCGCAAACACAAGCCGCCACGUGUUGAGCAAAAAGCAAAACUCGAAACUAACUUCAACACUUUGCAAACGAAACUUCGUUUAUCCAACCGUCCAGCCUACUUGCCAACUGAGGGCAAGACCGUCGGCGAUAUUUCAAACGCCUGGAAAGGUUUGGAACUAGCCGAGAAAGCUUUCGAAGAAUGGCUUUUGGCUGAAACUAUGCGCUUGGAACGCUUGGAGCAUUUGGCUCAAAAGUUCAAGCACAAGGCUGAUGCUCAUGAAGAUUGGACACGGGGUAAGGAGGAGAUGUUGCAGUCUCAAGAUUUCCGUCAAUGUAAAUUGAAUGAGUUGAAGGCACUCAAAAAGAAGCAUGAGGCUUUUGAAUCCGACUUAGCCGCUCAUCAAGAUCGGGUAGAACAAAUUGCAGCUAUUGCUCAAGAGUUGAACACUCUGGAAUAUCAUGACUGUGUUUCUGUUAAUACUCGUUGCCAGCGUAUCUGUGAUCAAUGGGAUCGCUUGGGUGCGCUCACUCAACGUCGUCGUACAGCUUUGGAUGAGGCUGAACGCAUUUUGGAGAAAAUUGAUAUUCUGCAUUUGGAGUUCGCUAAGAGGGCCGCUCCAUUCAAUAACUGGUUGGAUGGCACCCGUGAAGAUUUAGUUGAUAUGUUCAUUGUACAUACAAUGGAGGAAAUUCAAGGUCUCAUACAGGCGCACGAUCAAUUCAAAGCUACAUUGGGAGAAGCUGACAAGGAGUUCAAUUUGAUUGUGAACUUGGUACGUGAAGUAGAGUCUAUCGUUAAGCAACAUCAAAUUCCUGGAGGAUUAGAGAAUCCCUACACUACACUUACUGCCAAUGACAUGACGAGAAAAUGGAGUGACGUUCGUCAGUUGGUACCUCAACGUGAUCAAACUCUUGCGAACGAGUUACGUAAGCAACAAAAUAAUGAAAUGCUACGAAGACAGUUUGCCGAAAAGGCGAAUAUUGUUGGACCAUGGAUUGAACGACAGAUGGAUGCUGUUACUGCUAUCGGAAUGGGCUUGCAAGGUUCUCUUGAAGACCAAUUGCAUCGCCUUAAGGAGUAUGAACAGGCUGUGUAUGCCUACAAGCCUAACAUUGAAGAAUUAGAGAAGAUCCACCAGGCUGUACAGGAAUCGAUGAUAUUCGAAAAUCGUUACACUAAUUACACAAUGGAAACAUUGAGAGUUGGCUGGGAGCAAUUAUUGACUUCCAUCAAUCGUAAUAUUAAUGAGGUGGAAAACCAAAUUCUAACACGUGAUUCCAAGGGAAUCAGCCAAGAGCAAUUAAAUGAGUUCCGCUCCAGUUUCAAUCACUUUGACAAGAAUCGUACAGGCAGACUUACUCCUGAAGAGUUCAAAUCAUGUCUUGUUUCCUUGGGUUAUUCUAUAGGAAAAGACAGACAAGGCGAAAUGGACUUCCAAAGAAUUUUAGCUGUUGUCGAUCCCAACUCCACUGGUUAUGUGCAUUUUGAUGCCUUCCUUGAUUUCAUGACACGCGAAAGUACCGAUACCGAUACCGCUGAACAAGUUAUUGACUCAUUCAGAAUCCUUGCAGCCGACAAGCCAUAUAUAUUACCAGAUGAACUUCGACGUGAACUCCCUCCAGAUCAAGCGGAAUACUGCAUCCAGAGAAUGCCACCAUAUAAAGGACCAAACGGAGUACCCGGCGCUCUUGACUACAUGUCAUUUAGUACCGCACUGUAUGGCGAAACUGAUUUGUAAAAAGAGAAGUGUCAAAAAUACCGGAAACAUCGAAUAAAAAUCGUUAAUUCGUGAUAGGACGCCAAAUCGAAAGUACUCACGUAAUUGAAAAGUCACGAAGUCAUUAACCAGCAAAGUAGUGAAAUUAAUUCGUUUCCCAAAGUGUAUUUUUCGUAUCGUAUUUCCGGAUUUCUGACAUAAUUUUUUAACUAUCAUUACUAACACCCAUCAGAACGGUUUUCAUAGAUCAAUUCAAUAAUGUAAAAAAUUUGUUGUGCGUAUCGAAGUACAUAUCUAAAUAUAUGGAAUAAUGAGGGUACAAUAAUAACUCUGUGCAUGCAUAUGUAUGUACACUCGCCCAAAAUGCUUGCCAUUGCCAUCUUGUAUUUUAAAAUCCUAAAUUCAAACGUGAUUAUAUAAACAAAUUUCCUGAAUAGACGUUUUAGACGGGAUGAAAUAUGUGAAAGAGCUUUUUAAAUAGAUGAUUAUGAGGAAAAUUAAAAGCAAGAAAUAUAAUAUCAAUUCUCAAAUACAUUUCUUGGGCGAAUAAUAUAAAAUAUAUUUAUUUUUUGGAAAUUUUUGUUAUAUUAAUUUAAUAUUUAUUUUGAGAUUAUUUAUAAUGAUUUCAUAGCUCUUUAUUUAAUUCUAAAUACGUUUUAUAUAAUUAUUAUAUAAACUUAGUAUAUGUUACAAUGAUUGAGAAAAAGAGAAGAGAGGGCAUUAUAUGAUAAUUUGUAAGGAUUAUAGAAUGUUCCGAUUUUAUCAAAAUGAAGAACAUCCAUCAAACAUCCAUUAAAGUCAAAAAAAAUAUACUUUUGUAUAUUAGAUAUUCUGUCAACUAUACAUACAUAAAUUUGUGAGUUUUAAAUAAUCACAUGAAAGAGACAAAAAAUAUAAGUUCUCUAAUUAUUGUU
Molecule: messenger RNA, 5405 nt
Organism: Bactrocera oleae (olive fruit fly)
Lineage: Eukaryota; Metazoa; Arthropoda; Insecta; Diptera; Tephritidae
Gene: Actn
Product: alpha actinin
Biological process (GO): actin cytoskeleton organization; muscle cell development
Cellular component (GO): Z disc; cortical actin cytoskeleton; cell projection
Molecular function (GO): actin filament binding; calcium ion binding
Source: RefSeq, a predicted model, not a curated record